AUGGCUCGUAAGCGUAAGGGGCAGGCCCUUAACGACUGCCCCAAGGAUCUUGACGACAUUCCUUACAUCCGCUGGAUGAACCAGCAGAUCGCUAACGGGCGCCAUCCGAAGGGAUUAUCCGCGCCGCCCGUGCUUGACGGCCAGGGAUCCAGUGCACAGUCGCCCAGUGCGGCCCCGUCACGUGUGCGUCGUCAGCCUGCAAGGACGGCUGCAACACACCGGCUUGUCGUGGAGCAAGAUGCGUACGGUGACGAUGAUGACGACCCCGAACAAGGCCUCGACACCGACGACGACGAGGAGGAACCGGAAGACGCUGGGAUGUCGCCCAGCGACGGCGACGAUGAAGAUGAGGACGCCGAGGACCACGUGGAGGAGGAAGCGCAACCUGUGUCUGUGACUAGGAAACGGAGCGCCGCACGCGCAUCUGGGACGAACAAAGGCAAAGGCAAGGCGGCGCCACCACCGCCACGCCAGGAGCCACGGAAGAAGCGGUCGGCUGCACCAGUCGAGAGGGGCUUAAGGUCGGACAAGGAGAGCACCAUAUUCGCCGCGGCGAAGUGGUUCAUGAAAGAGGAGCUCGAGCCUCUCAAGGGGAAGCAGGGGACGCAAUACUGGUGGCGUAACUUGACGCUCCUCUGGCGGGAGUACAAGCGUGGCGACGGGGGGUCAGGCCACGGCUCGGUUGAGAAACCACCGUGGUAUCUGUACCUGGAGCUGCACAACCAGGACACCGCCGCAGCCGCACCGCAUGCGGUGGACGGCGGCGGCGCCACGGACGUCAACGUGCCAGCCGGCAUGGAGGUUCCAAGUUCGUCUCAGCCAGGCACGUCAACACCAACCUUUACGGCUCCGCCGCCGCCGACCACCGCAACACCUAGGCGCGCACGGGUGCAUGAGACGGCUACCAUGCAAGCAACCAAGCUGGUCUCCGCGACCAUCAAGGAUUGUCACGGUGACGCGAUGACGCGCAUUGAGAGCCUCGUCCGUGAAUGGAUGGCCCAGGACAUGCGACUUGCCCGCGAGCGCAUGACUGAAUCGGCGCCCCCGGACGUGCACCGUGCGCCGCCGGAUUUCAGCCCUCCUCCGCCACGCGGGGAGUCCGCACCACCUCCCGAAGCCGCACAGCAUGGCGAAGAUGUUGGCGACGUCAACACCGUCACUCCGGGUGCUGAGGAUGUGGAGAUAUGGGUGCGCGGCGCCGACGAUUAG
Messenger RNA from Closterium sp. Naga37s-1, 1209 nucleotides. The record is from the annotation of a GenBank genome assembly. Lineage: Eukaryota; Viridiplantae; Streptophyta; Zygnematophyceae; Desmidiales; Closteriaceae.